GCACUUCCGGCCUUUGUAGUUUUAUCUUUCCCUCGGUUGCGGUUGUCAAGGAUUUAGAGGUGGCGCGAUCGGGCCAGCUGGCCUGUCAUUUCACGGAUGCUUCGAUCUCAGGACUUCCAGAAGAAAAGAUCAAGGGGGACUUACCAGGAGUAGAUUCGUUUUUGAACAGUUAGGUCCAAAAUGGCCACAGACUUGGCCCUUCAGAUUGCAGAGAUGCAGGAGGGACUUCUCACAGUGAAGGUAAAGGAGGAAGAAGAGGACCAGAUCUGUGGGCAAGAACCUGGCCUGCCAAGAAAUAGCCCUCACACCAGAGAGAUCUUUCGUAGACGCUUUAGGCAGUUCUGCUAUCAGGAAACACCUGGGCCCCGGGAUGCUCUUCGAAGACUCCAGGAGCUCUGCCAUCAGUGGCUCAGACCGGAGAUACACACCAAGGAGCAGAUCCUGGAGCUGCUGGUGCUGGAGCAGUUCCUGACCAUCCUACCCGAGGAGCUCCAGGCCUGGGUGAGAGAACACCGCCCUGUGAGUGGAGAGGAGGCAGUGACUGUGCUGGAGGAUUUGGAGAGAGAGCUGGAUGAGCCAGGAGAGCAGGUCCCAUUCCAUGCUCAUGAACAGCAAGAAUGUGUGAAGGAGAAGGCAACUCUAGGAGCAGCCCAGGAGUCAUCAGGUGCCCAGCUCCAAGCCUUGGAAGAGCAGCUUCGGUGUAACUUGCAAGAGGUGUGCCCAGUUCAGGAAACUGAUGGCAAGGCUGGGACUUGGGAUGUGGAGUUAGCCCCAAAGAGGAAGAUUUCUAAAGAAAUGAAAUGUCUUGUGGAAGUACCUGGAAAACUAAAUGGUGAUAUUCCUCAGGUCCCUGAAUGUGGAGACAAUGGUGACAAUGAGGGCAGAUUGGAAAGGCAGCGGAUAAGCUCUUCAGUGGAGCGACCCUAUAUCUGUGGUGAAUGUGGGAAAAGUUUCACCCAGAAUUCCAUUCUUAUCGAGCACCAGAGAACGCAUACGGGGGAGAAGCCCUAUGAAUGUGAUGAGUGUGGGCGGGCCUUCAGCCAGCGGUCAGGCCUGUUUCAGCAUCAGAGACUCCACACCGGUGAGAAGCGUUACCAGUGUAGCAUUUGUGGCAAAGCUUUCAGCCAGAACGCUGGGCUUUUUCAUCACCUCAGAAUCCACACCGGGGAAAAACCUUACCAGUGCAAUCAGUGCAGCAAGAGUUUUAGUCGACGUUCUGUCCUCAUUAAGCAUCAGAGAAUUCACACUGGAGAAAGACCUUAUGAAUGCGAAGCAUGUGGCAAGAACUUCAUUUAUCACUGUAACCUCAUUCAGCAUCGGAAAGUCCAUCCUGCAACUGAAGCCAGCUAACUCCUUGGAACAGGUAGGGCAAAAUUUCCU
Trichechus manatus latirostris (Florida manatee) is the source of this 1380-nucleotide messenger RNA. RefSeq names its product zinc finger and SCAN domain containing 23 (gene ZSCAN23). Bases 181 to 1350 code for a protein of 389 amino acids. The transcript has 4 exons. Lineage: Eukaryota; Metazoa; Chordata; Mammalia; Sirenia; Trichechidae. The record is from RefSeq and is a predicted model, not a curated record.